CCCGAUUUUUGCGUCGCGCUCUCUUCUUUUGCGGUGCACUUGGCGGCGUGCCGUUCGUCGGGCCGAGCGUUUCCUUCCUCCCGUGAGCGCUGCGAGCGACGGGCUGCGCGGGAAGGCGACGCCGCCGCGUUCUCUACUUCAACUUGCUAGCGGGCUGUAGCGCUUCCUCGUUUCACUUCCUCUUUGCCUCAGUUUUCUUUCUCUCUCUCUACCUUCUUUUUCUUUUCUUUAUUAAGCCUUCUCUUUAUGUGCCGCUUGGAGAAAGGGCCAUUCAACUUUUCGCUGUACUUUCAUUUUCUUAGCUGGGAACCGGCACCUUGUUUUUCUAACUUUGAAUUGUGAGUGCCGCUGAGCGCGAGCCAACCAGACCGGCGGCACUGGGUUAGCGGGUGUCGCUGCUUGCACGAACAAAGUGCAGCUUUUCCCUCACUCCCUCGCUAGCCCAGCUGCUUAUUUUGGUUCGCGCCACAGUUCACCACGAGCCCCUUUCAUGAUGCAUUCUUUGCAGAAUGUUUCGCUUCUCGGCAAGGCGUUUAUUUGCAGUAUUCUCACUUGAGUACCUACUCCCCCGUGUCCCCGAGUGUACCACGCUCUUGAGCCUCGGCGAUCAAGUUUGUGCUGAUAUACUUCUCACGUGAAAGUGCUGCUCCGGUUGUUGUGUACGACGGUGCACCGGCGCAAGUCGCGAUUUGCAUUCGGCGGAGGCGCCGGUGCUGCGCGUAGCAGACGACACGAGCGCCGAAGCAGACGGCAGUGAACGAAGCUCGGCGACGUCGUUUUGUGCAAGCACGCCUUGGCUGAUGCGUCAUCGUCACAUGUUGGCUACACCGCUGCCGCGCUGCCCUUUGCAAACCGGCAGGUUUGAGCGCUACCUUCGCACCUACCGCCUGCGCCAGCACUGAGCUCGGAACGCUGAAAACGCAAAGUGUUGUGUCACGUUUGUCACGGUGUUGUGCAAAGUGCGCAAGUUCGAGGAGCGUCGCACUGUUGGUCGUGUGUGACAACGUAGACUUGCACGUGGCGUCAGCGACAGCACAAUUUCUUCGCAUCGUAACGCCCACCGCUGAAACCGAACAAACGCUUCACUGCGACGGACGUAUCCUGUUCCCCAUACCGCCCGGUCUUCGACAGAUGCACCCGCUUCUGGCACGUUCCUGUCGCCAUCCACUGAGUGAAUGAUGCCAGUAACGCUGAGGAACCUGUCGGUCGAGGCCGCGGCGAACACCCAGCCAACGUACGCGAAGGUGCCGAGCCAGAAGCUAGACCUGGGUUAGGCCUCGCGCCGUCGGCCCUACGGAGGCCGCCCGCGGGCCCGAGCCCAGCGAGCAGCAGCGAGGGCGCCGGGAACCGCAGCCAGGGAACGCGGCGACCGCGACAGCGGUGCCCGGCACCACGCCUCAGAGCAGCAGCAGCGCGGCUCCGCCGCCGGUUGGCGCAGCGCAGUCGCCUCCUUCCAGCAUGUCCCUCGUCAUGGUGACGCCCGCCGUGGACGACGACUUCCUGCCGGGCUCCAACAACAACGCCGCUGCCACGAACAACAACAACAACCACCACGCGGCGCCAACGCAGCCGCCUCCGCCCCAGCCACCGCCCGAGCCGCCCGACUGGUCGUACCCGCAGCUGCAGCACCAGGCGUCCGGUUCGUCCGGCAAACCCGUGCUGGUCCUGGGCCGGAUGCACUCGGAACCGGAGCGAUCGCUGCCCCUGGUCGAGUUCAAGACGCUCGAGCCUCCCGCGCCGCCAAACUACCGAUCGUGCCCGGAGAUCGGCCCGCAGAUCCAGGUGGUGCAGUUCACCGGCCCCGGCGUCAGCGAGGAGGACGAGUGCUGCCCAGGCUACGACGUCGACGGUGGCGAGGACGGCGGCGCCGGGUUUCGCCGCUCGUCCGCGUGGGGCGCCCCGGCGCCCGGAGGGGGCGGGGCGCUCCCUGCGGGCCGCGCGGCGUGCGAACCGGCGCCUUCGCAGCAGCGCCCCCACUUAUGGACCCCGCACACGCGGCUGGGUCUGAGCGCGCGGUUGGAGCACUCGUUCCUCACGCGCACGGUGUCCCGCGAGAGCGUGCGCUGCAGCGCGACAGACGCGGGCCUGCUGCCGGCGUCGUCGUCGCAGCAGCAGCCGUCGUCGCACCAGGCGGCGGGCGCGCCGCUCACCACGUCGCUGCGCCAGCUGCACCGGGACAACGAGAUCGCCGAGAUCGCGGCCGACUCGAUGCGCAUCAAUGGGGCGCUGCGCCACUUCAAACACCUGCGCAAGCCCACCUCGACGCUCUCCAUUCCGGCGGCCAUGAAGGAAUAUCCCAACGCAAACCAGAGUGCUGGGCAGCUUUUCACUGACUGCAACCAAGUGAGCAAUCUUUCAUCUGAAUUUAGGGAGCAUGCGCAGCAGCAUUCGACCGAGAGCGACGGCGCGGGUAUAGCCCUCGUGGGCGUGCACACGGACGCCGGGGUCGGCGGCGGGGGCGACGGCGACUUGCGGCGCUUCCUCAAGGGCGCCUCGGGCUCGCUGUCCGGCAGCGGUGCGCCGGGGGGAGCCUCGGGAGGCGGGGGUUUCGGCCCUGGGGGCCGCUUCCACAAGCCUUCGGUGGGCUACCGGCUGGGCCGGCGCAAGGCGCUCUUCGAGAAGCGCAAGCGCAUCAGCGACUACGCCCUGGUCAUGGCCCUCUUCGGAAUCAUAAUGAUGGUCGUCGAGAACGAGCUGUCCGCUGCGCACGUCUACGAAAAGAGUUCGGUGUACUCGAUGUCGGUAAAAACGCUCAUCACUGUGUCCACCAUCAUGCUGCUCGGUCUCAUAGUAGCCUACCAUGCCUUAGAAGUUCAGCUGUUCAUGAUCGACAACUGCGCGGACGACUGGCGCAUCGCCAUGACCCCGCGCCGGGUGGCGCAGAUCCUGGCCGAGCUGUGCGUGUGCGCCGUGCACCCGGUGCCGGGCGACCAGCGCUUCACGUGGACCACCAAGCUGGCCAACCACGGGAACCGCGUGCGCUCGCGCGACGUGCCCGUGGACGUGACGCUGUCGCUGCCCAUGUUCCUGCGGCUGUACCUCAUCUGCCGCGUCAUGCUGCUCCACUCGAAGCUCUUCACGGACGCCUCGUCGCGAUCCAUCGGUGCGCUCAACCGCAUCAACUUCAACACGCGCUUCGUGCUCAAGACCCUGAUGACCAUCUGCCCCGGCACGGUGCUCCUCGUCUUCAUGGUCUCCCUCUGGAUCAUCGCCUCCUGGACGCUCAGGCUAUGCGAAAGGUACCACGACGAGGAGCAUGCUAACUUGCUGAACACCAUGUGGUUGACGGCAAUCACGUUUCUCUCCGUGGGCUACGGAGACAUCGUGCCCAACACGUACUGUGGCAGGGGCAUCGCGGUCACCACGGGACUAAUGGGGGCCGGUUGUACAGCCCUGGUUGUUGCUGUGAUAGCGCGAAAGCUGGAGCUCACUCGAGCCGAGAAGCACGUCCACAAUUUUAUGAUGGACACUCAAUUGACGAAAAGGUUGAAAAACGCUGCGGCCAACGUCCUACGAGAGACGUGGCUCAUCUACAAAAACACUAGGCUUGUGAAACGUGUGAACCCUUCCAAAGUGAGAGCGCACCAGCGCAAAUUCCUCCUCGCAAUUUACAGUCUCAGAAAGGUUAAAAUGGACCAAAGGAAGCUUAUGGACAACGCAAACACAAUUACAGAUAUGGCGAAGACCCAGAAUUCGGUGUACGAGAUUGUGUCGGACAUGAACGCGCGCCAGGAGUUGUUCGACGAGCGGCUGGCGACGCUCGAAGAGCGGCUCGCCGCCAUCCACGAGCAGCUCGAGGCGCUGCCGGAGGCCGUGGCGCGCUCGUGCGGCGCGUACUACGCUGCCGCGCCGCAGCCACAGCCGCCGGCGUCGAGCCAGUCCUACCCGCCGGGCUCGAUGCCGCUGCCGGAGUGCGGCGCCGCAGUGCUGGGGCCGCUGCAACAGCCGCUGCAGCCGCCGCUACCAGCGCCGCUGCAGCAGCCGCUGCUGAACCAGCCCCGCCACACGCAUCUGCACCCGGACGACGCGGCGUCACUGAGCAGCCGGCCGAGCUGGUCCACCGUCAACCUGUCCGGUGGAGCGGGGGGAGGAGGAGGAGGAGGGGGAGGAGGCGGCGGCAGGCUGGGAGUCCUGCAGCCGCCCAUGGUGGCGCGCUCGGGCUCCACCGAGAACUGACACGACGACGACGAGCGUCGGCAGUGGAGCCCGCCGUCUGCCUGGCGGCGACAGGAGCCCACGGAGGACGACGAGGACGAGGAGGAGGCGCCUCUGUUGUCGUCGCCGUCGCCGCCGCCGCCGCCGCCUACGUCGCAUCCGCAGCAGCAGCAGCCGCCGCCACCGUCGCUUCAGCCGACAGCCGUCGGCCCCGCCGGAGACCCGUCGUCAGCCGCGCUACGCUUUUCCGCGCGCCGUUGCCACGACUGGGGCGGCGCUCGGCGCUGGCCGGUCUGAGGCGGGCCUGCGGCUCGGCUUAUUCUGCCCCAUGCGUGAUUCCGAGCGAUUACUUUUGCUUUUGAGUCUUUCUCCUUUUGCGCGAAUCACUGCUUUAGUAGCUCUCGCUUCACCUGCUAAUGCUGGGCUGUGCGGGACAGCUGCUCUGAGGGCUGUGCGCCCGCAGCGGGCGUUGAUUUGGUUACGUAAUGUGCAUGUCAACUGGCUGGGCCCGGAGCUUAACGUCAAGAUGGUUUGUCUCACCGAGUGUGUUUCCAGUUAUGUCCGGCAUCAGUUGUACUGAACAAAACCGCGCCGCUUAAAUUUAGUUUCCGGAAAUACGGAGAAAGUGAAACUCUGCAGUCAAGUGCUCUGUAAUAGCGAAUGGGAAUUUUAGCAAGGGGGAGGCUGAUAGAAGCGAAGCACGAUAUGAGCGACCGGAUUAAAAUGGUCUCUAUUUAUGGCCUGCUGCAACUAGUGUACCACUGUUAGAGCCCGCGACAACAUCCCUUAAUAGGUGCAUUUUCGACACGAUGUCCCAAGUUAGCAUAUCUGUGCCCAAAGUUUACCAUUACGAUGUCUUCCAGAAUUUGUUGGUCGCUAAAGAAAAAUACUUCAAGAGCUUCCGCACACUUUGAGACGACUAGAGAAGCGCUUCCCGUCACUGCGUCGAGAGCGGAGCUAAUGGAACAUUACUGAGUGCGUAUAAUGGGAAAAUGCGCCUUUCUUUUGAUGAAGCUUGUCAAACGAAUUGAAGAACGCGAGCUGGGACAACUUCCACGUCGGUCGUUGUCAACGAGACGUACUGGAAAACGGGAUCGUUAUAUCGCAUUUCUCAGCUUCAUUUGUUCUGCCCCAUAGUAGUUCUUCUGAAAGCCUAAAUCUGCACGUUUCGAUGAGACGAGGGCCUUCCAGGCGUAAAGACGAAGUAUCUAUACCAUCAGUUUUCUCUCACACAAUUAAACACGGAGACAUUAGAGAGGCAGCUUACAUAGACAGGCAAGGUCACAGAACGCGUAGUGAGGUAGUGCAUAAAGUAGGCCACGUUUCCAGAUGUUAAAUGCGCAUGUUUUACUUAGGGCGAAAAAGAUUGGAGGAAAUGUGCAUCUACCGCAACACAUGUUGACCUUUCGAGAAGGAAGCCGAACUCCCGAAUUCGCAAACGUGCCUCGACUCGACUGUCUUCGUCGACUCUAUCGAGUGGGAGGAUCGAGCCGCUCUUCGACUGAAGCGACCUCGGUGCCUCACUAGAUGUCUUGGACAACUUGAGAGCUAUAGUUUCGUAAUCGGAACUUUCACAUUCUGCUGAACGGAACUCGAACGGAGGGUCGCUUAUCAAGCGACCCUUCGUCGCGGGAAUCGUAGAGCAGCGUUCUCGAAGCGCACCGACUGUUUCAGUCAAGAAGACUCGAGUCGAUUCGAUCCGCGUUUGCGAAUGCGGGGCUCAGAGUUAAGAAGCCCGCGCAGCCCCGUGAUGCCAUGCGCCGUUCUUUGUAGAUACUUAUAGUCUCCACGCUUGCCCGCGCUGGCUCCAAUCUUCGACGGUGUGUGUGCGUGUGUGCGGCAAGUGGCCCUCCUGCCUUGACGACUGCCUGCUGCCGCGCUGCGCGUGGAUAAACUCUGUGUGUCGUGCUGCUGUACCGCCGUCACCGGGGACAAAACCUUCGACGUGGCCCGACAGUCCGUGCGAGACGUGUUGCGGUGCUGAGAGAGAGAGAGAGAGACUCCGCUCGACCCACCGCGACAUCGAACUAUAUCUCGCAUGCACAAGAGUCUUCGAGUGUUUCGUUCGUGACAUAACCCGGGGCUAGACUAUACAUGUAUAGCUCUUCCUUCGCCGUCUGUGUAGGGGAGGUGAAACACAAGCGCGGAAUCAAAGAAGAAGAAAAUCGUGAAUGUGCGACCGACUGUAUAUCCGCGUUGUUCUCGGUGCGUGCGUUUGUUGCCUGUUACAAGAGUGUCUGGCGCUUUCUUUAGUUUGGCACAUGUUGAUCGGCGUGCAAGUGAAAAGGAAAACAGGUCGUCGCAGAGUGAUUGUGGCCGCACUGACGAAGAAAGCAUGGACACAGCGUUUCCGUUGUUAGCGUACAUUGUUAAGCAGACAUAUGCUUAAACGAGGGGUGUGUAUACGUUCCGUUUUACAACGUUCGUUGUUGUAUCCUUGCUCCUGUGUUCCCCCUUUCGUUUCUGAUGUUUUUUUUCUGUUUUUACUACUUACCUUAACGUAACUUUUCUAAGUAGAUCGUUAUAAUAGUUACGCGGCAAAAGCUAACUCGAGCGGCAUCGUCUGUUGAGGUGUGUAGAAGCGGUAAUGUUGCUCGCUUGUUUGUUACCCCGUUGCUUUUUUUUUUUUUCUGAGUUCCGUUCCUCUCCCCUGCAACCAUAUUCCCGGAAAUGGCUACGGAAAUUCGAUGUUCUUUAAGCAUAACGAUCUAAAAAACGGUCAUUCGAAUUCCAUGCGCCAGAAAUCGACGGAAAUAAAUAGGCCUAUUAACAAUUAUUUA
Messenger RNA from Dermacentor albipictus, 6935 nucleotides. It is a transcript of the gene SK, whose product is annotated as small conductance calcium-activated potassium channel. NCBI's taxonomy places the organism in Eukaryota, Metazoa, Arthropoda, Arachnida, Ixodida, Ixodidae. Gene Ontology annotation, biological process: potassium ion transmembrane transport. The record is from RefSeq and is a predicted model, not a curated record. Gene Ontology annotation, molecular function: calmodulin binding; small conductance calcium-activated potassium channel activity. Gene Ontology annotation, cellular component: plasma membrane; neuronal cell body; neuron projection.